GCUGGAGACACAAGCACAUGAUACUGUAGGUAAGUUAAUCAGAACAAUAUUAACUGGAUGAAAGCGUCCAUGUCUGGUUGUUUCUGCUCCGACAUUUGUGACUGUGACUUUACAGGAUUUAGAAAUUACAUGGAAUAUUUCAUGUUACGGUAACGAUGGAAUCUAAGUUGUAAAGAUUUUCAUGGAGACGAGUGUGACAGUGAAUCAUCAGCGUCACUGUUACCAGAAGGUUUCAAACCAGUCGCACACCUACAGCCGGAACAUCUUAUCAAAACAUUAGUGUUUGGAACCUUUAGGAGGAAGAUUUAAGGACUUGAUCAUAAAAAGGAACAGUUUUGCCUCUUUGUUACUCUUACUCUCUUAGUUACUUAUUGCUAAACAUCCAGAGCAGCGGCACAUCCACAGCUGGUUGUGCUCAUAAAUCUCUACAAUGAACAAAAACUUGUCAGCCACGAAGAACAAAGCAGCAACAGGGGCCUCGAGCCGAGUGGAGGCAAACCAAGAAAAAAAAGGGUGACGUAAAAAUGGUUUGACUUCCUGCUGAUAAAUUAAACCUCAGUUCCAUGUCUCAUUCAGUGUCAGCCUUCAGCGGCAGCAGGGCAGCCCCCGAGCGGGAGAUUAAAUAAGGAUUCAAGGCCCAGUCAGACCCGUAUCCAUGGAGACAUGAAGCAUCCACACUUUGUGUUCGUGAGCUGCUGCUUCAGCAUCUUCACAGCGACGAGCUGCAGCACAGGUUAUUCAUGUGUGACUGCCUACUGGGACACGGUGACUUGUGUCCUGAACAUCACUGGUGAUCCGGCCAACUCCACCUACAGCCUGCGAUUCAGGGACCUAGAUGAGGCCAGGACCUUCGACUGUCCACUUGUGUGGAGGAAUCGCAGCUUCCACACUGACUGCAGAGUGGUGGACUCGAGGACGGUUAACUUCCUCUCUGUUUACGCCAUAGAGCUGUGUUCUGCACCCGACAGCUGCCAGUUGCUGGAAAAGUGGUUUUCUCCAAUACAACACAUUCGUCUGACGGUCCCGUAUGAUGUAAAAGUCCAACAAACACCAGAAGUCUUCAACUUCACUUGGAAAAGUGGGUAUGAAGAUCAUCCCUAUUUCUCCAAACAAUUUCACUACGAAAUCCUUCUUGAAGCAGCUAAAAGCAAGGAGAGCGAACCAUUCAACCGGACGUUUCAGGAAACAAAUAAAAAGGAGUUUUUAUCGGUUUCAAGGUCUUCGCUUAAAUCACACAACAGAUACUGCAUCAAAGUUCGGUCCUAUUCCAGCUAUAUUGGUGGAAUCUGGAGUGAAUGGAGUAAGUGGACAUGCUGGGAGAACGACGAAGAGCCAGGAAGUGAGAAGACACCAGUGAUUGUGACCAAAGUCCUGGCUCCAGUGUGUGUGCUGUUUGCAGUGCUGCUCUUCCUUUUCUACAGUCCUGCUGCGAGAAUGAAGAUUAAAACUCUGUCUCAUACACCGUCGCCGGCGCCGUUCUUUCAGCCUCUGUUUCAACAAUAUGAAGGCAACCUCCAGGACUGGCUUUCAUCUAAAAGCAAAUGUACAAUCAUCUAUAAAAAUGAGGAGACGCUGAUGACCGAUGCUGUGACUGUUGAGCCUAAACCCAGGAAAAAGGAGCUGGAGGAGAACCUGGGUCUCCAUGAGGCGCCGGUGAUGCUGCCGGUGGCCCAGACUCAGACCUCCUACGUGGGUUUGCCAGGGAGGCACCAGGCCUCCUCUCCGGUCACUGUGCUCUGUCCUGGGGACUCCUCCUACACUCAGCUCCCAUGCUCCAUCUGGGGCUUCAGCCUCGGAGGGGUUCAGGUGGAGCCGCCUCCGGCCAAAGCUUCCUCUGAGAUCAGCUGCUCGGACUCGGGCUGCAGCUUCGACAGCCUGAGCGAGAGCCCCGACUGCAGCCUUCCCACCAGUCCUGCUGUGGAUGCGUCGCCCCCGUUCCACUGUAGCGACUACUGCAUCCUCAACAAAACCGCCGAGGGGGUGGUUCCUGUGUUAGUGACCAUGGGACGCAGCCCACGCGACGCCGCCGACCCCCCCCGGGACGAGGACCACACCUAAAACUGUGACAGGCGUUGAUUGUGACACACAGCUGUGCAUCGAAUACGGCCCAAUCAGACUCGUACUUGAAAACGACUGUGCUUUGAAUAAACGUGUUGUUGAGCCAGUUCAAGUUUGAGGAUGUUUGAGAAAUGCUAAAGGUUUCUCCUGCUUUUUGGCUUCUUGGCCUUUUGACAGUUCACCUGUGGAGAAGCAGCCGUUUAACUGCUUACGCCUCGCUGAGCCUUCGCUCUGAUCUAUGAAUGAACUGUACUUCUGGACUUUGCUCAAAGUUUGUAGAAUGUGAUCACAUGUAACUGUGCAGUAUUUUCACUGGAGAUUUCUGUUUUUAUGCAUUACAGCUCUGGAGUUGAGAGACGCUUUUAUAGAUAUUUCUAGUUUUAUUAUGGGUUGGUGAAAACCUCCCUGGAAUGAAGGAUAGUAAUAAAAACUUAUUAUCUAAACAAAAGGAGUAUGGAUGAAUGUAUGCAGUAAUGUGACAAUUAAACAUCUAACACUUGUAUCUGGUCAUUUUAUGUUGGAGUCAUAAAAUACUGUUUCACUGACAUUCAGGAUUUCCUUCACCGCUAAUGAAUGACGCCAGUAGUUGGCGGUAGAAAGAGUAUGGACACAAACAGUAGAAGAAGAGGCAACAGCUGGAAAGUUUGGCAGGAGGACGCGGGAUGAGCGAUCGCGAGAAAGUCUCUGAUCUCCGUCAUGUCCGCAGCAACCAGACGAAGCUCCCGCACGGACGCGUCGACGUGAGCGAGGCCUGGUGAAUUAAAGGUGGAGGGAGCGUGGGUGACGCGUCUCCGGCUCCGUCUCACGCCUCUGUUCGUCUGUGGGCGCAGCGACGCACUCGAGCGGAAAAAGCUUUUCCGCUGCUUUCCCCACCGACAAACCCGGAGUCAGGCGGUUCUGUGGGGGGUCAGCCCUAAGGAGGGUGGCCCAGGACCCGGACCAGGACCCGGACCCGGACCCGGACCAGGACCCGGACCCGGACCAGGACCCGGACCAGGACCCGGACCCGGACCCGGACCAGGACCAGGACCCGGACCAGGACCCGGACCCGGACGGCACACCUGGACCCGGACCCGGACCCGGACCCGGACCCGGACCAGGACCAGGACCUGGACCCGGACCCGGACGGCACACCUGGACCCGGACCAGGACCCGGACCAGGACCAGGACCUGGACCCGGACCCGGACGGCACACCUGGACCCGGACCAGGACCCGGACCAGGACCCGGACCCGGACGGCACACCUGGACCCGGACCAGGACGGCACACCUGCACAUAACGGAGACAUGGUGACGAACGGCGGUGUGAAAUAAAGAGAAAGAUAAAUGACAGGUGACACCGCCCUCCCACACAACUACACGCUUCACUCAGCUGUGGUUUGUGGAGUGUUUGUAUUCAGAAUUCAGAGCUCGUGCUUAGCCUGCGGUAGAAGGUGACUUCCUCGCAGUCAUUUCGGGAGUCCUUCGACGGGAGUCACUUUUCCCCAGACUCCCGUCUGCGUGGGGAAACACUUUCCAUGUGGAGUUCACAUUUUCACCCUUUGCCCACGAGGGUUUUCUCUUUAGGUUCCUCGUCCAAGGACGUGGUGACUAGAACCUGCAGGCGAUUGAUGUCUGUUUGAGACGCAGGGGUCCAUCACAGGAACUCCUGCCAUCAGGUACUGCACCAUGCUGGGUUCUCUUCUUUUUCACACGGUGCCAGCACGUUUUGAACCUGAAACUCAGGGUUUAACACUUUUGAGUUUUUCUAAGAACUUUAUCAGUUUGUUUUUUUUUCUUCAAAGAACUGUGAACAUGUGGUUUUUACUGGUGUCCACCGUUUAAGUUUUGAUUUGACUUGACACAAUACCUGUAUUAUUGUACUGUUUACCAUUAAUGUGUUUCCAGAUGUGAAGCAUGUGCUGCAUUUUACUGAUGGGUGACUUGUGAUUAUUCAGCAUGUGAGCUAUUAAUUUCCUUAGAGUUCAAGAAUCAUGUCAUCGUUUCCUGUGUGAAAUCAGGAGGAAGUGUGAUGUCACCAUCUUAGAAGUACCUGGUUAUGAGGCAAUGAUUUCUAUAUCCAGACGUAAUGUAUGGUAAGUAAACAAACUCCUGCAGCUCAUGCUUGAUGUUGAACCAUGUUUCCCAUGUAGCUGUCAAUUACUUCUAAAAUGGUUUCUACCCAAAAACAUGAUGAGGAGACACUGUGUGUGGGGGGGAACUGUCAGCUAAAGCUUGAUUUGCAUCAGGUUCAUUUUUCUCUCUGCUCUCUCCUCCUCCACCACUUCAGGCUGAUGAUGGCUGAGCAUCCUGAGUCUGGUUCAGUUGGAGGCUUGUUAUGUUAAAGAGUGUUUCAUUUCCACUGUGGACUUGUGCUCAAGACCAAUUACCUAUAACUAUGUUUACUGUUCUGUUCAGUAAGAUCCUAACCUAAUUUGGUGCUAUAUAGAUAGAAUCAAAACUAAAUUACAAGUAGUAAUGCUUCACACAUGCAAGCAGAUAUCUAAAAUAUUAAUUAUGUGAAUUUUAAUAAUAUAAAAGAUACACAGGCAAAAACUUCAAAUCCCCUGAUGAGGUCCAUGAUAGCUGAAGAAAAGAUAGGCAAGCUGCACAAAUAGCAGUGAUUGCUCAGUAUAAUAACAUGUGAAUCAUUAUUUCACACGCCCUGUUAGUAUUGCAAUAAUUCUCUACGUUUUUUAAUAUUGCGUACACUAAUUAUAUAGAUUUAUAUAGAUAUAUAAUAGAUUAUUAAAAAUUAUCGUAGUUACUGAGGAGGAUAUGAAUAAAUUAGGUUUUUUGUAAAUCAA
Molecule: messenger RNA, 4843 nt
Organism: Betta splendens (Siamese fighting fish)
Lineage: Eukaryota; Metazoa; Chordata; Actinopteri; Anabantiformes; Osphronemidae
Gene: il21r.2
Product: interleukin 21 receptor, tandem duplicate 2
Exons: 10
Coding region: 664-2058 (464 amino acids)
Biological process (GO): immunoglobulin mediated immune response; cytokine-mediated signaling pathway
Cellular component (GO): membrane; external side of plasma membrane
Molecular function (GO): cytokine receptor activity; protein binding
Source: RefSeq, a predicted model, not a curated record